CGCGAAUAUUUUGAGAAGCAAAACACACAUAUCAUCAUCUCCACGUUUUAGCAUGCUAGAUGGAAUACCAUCUGGUCCAUCAGUGUAGGAGUGUUUCAAUGUACUAAUUGCUUUGGAGAUAUUUUGUACAUUGAAUUCUACAUUGUCCAAGCUCUAGACAUUCAAUAAAUGAUUCAUUACGUCUCGGCGCUUUGACUGGGAGUCGAGAAACGUCGGGCAUAUUGAAGUCACCACAAAUAAGCUUGCCUGUGAAUGGGAGGGAUGAUGCUAGUGUGAAUACCUCCGAUAAUACUGCUGUUUCGUCUACUGAUACGUUAGGUUAACGAUAGACACAGUCGAGCAGUAAGCUGACGGAAUUCACUCUUACAUGUUUCCCUAUUCUGUAUCGUGAGUCUUGUCUUAUUAUUGUUAUUAUUAUCAUCAGCUUUUUUCAAUAUUAUAUUUGUGGUAGUAUAUAGAAUUCUCAGCGCAAAGUGUUUCAACAAGUUUCCGUUUCUUUCUUCUUGGUCGGUCCUGGCGAUAGAUAUCGAGUGAUCACCAGUUAGAUGUUAGCAGUUCAGUAAAUGAACAUCUGAAUAAUGUGCAUUAUUUUCGUUGUAUAUUGCCAGCAACCACAUUGUCUCUGAUGAUAAUAAUAAUAAUAAUAAUAAGACAAGACUGACGAUACUGAAUAGGGAAACACAUAAGAUUGAACUCAACUGCUCUAUAAGUAUCCCAAGAACGUUGAACGGGUUCUCCCCACUGCUAUCAUAUAACUUGCCUUCAACACCUCGAAGUUGCGAAAUGGGUGGUGGGCUUCAGCGUAACAAGCCUUCUUACACGCAGCCUAAACUCAUUAAUAACAAUGGUAAUAAUAGGUUUCUCACUCCACACCCUAUCUACAUUCCCCAGGAUCACAACUGUCAUUGCUCUAAGAAAGAAACUUUUCACACCCUUUAGUACCAAGUUAUCACAUAAAAACGGCUCGCAUGUGUAAUAACAGUCGCAACUUCUUCCAGUUACGCGCAGCAGACCUCUGUCACGCUAACGUAACUAGCCAUAACAGAGGCUACCAGUCUAACCAUCAAGACUAUUUUGCAAAUAACCAUACACUUCACAGUAGGCCUGUACAAGAAUUUUUUGGAAUACGACUCCUAGUGACACCUCUGUUGAAGCAUAUAGCCCAAGUUAUUUCAAACCACAUGCAAACCAUGAAUUUGUUUCCUCCGUACAGUUUCCAUCAGAGAGUACUCCGACCAUUUCCCCUUGGGUAAACUCCCCAAUCAACUUCACUAGCUCAUUUGAUACAUCUCCCACUAAGUCUAGCUAUCAAAAUACCGAGCUAAUGAAGAACAUUCAGUCCCUCACUUCAAACUCAUCUCACACCCGCGAGGGUUACGACGACUUUAUCCGAGAUACUCUCACCCAUAGCAGUAUUAUAGGAGGUAUUCACACUAGCAUCAUCCCUCCCAUUCACAGGCAAGCUUAUUUGUGGUGACUUCAAUAUGCCCGAAGUUUCUUGGCUCCACUUGUUUUAGUGCUUUCUAACUGCGAAUAUUGUCUGUAACACGGAAAAGACAGUAAAUAUGUAUUCUCCACUUUGCUCAGUGUGCUUUUUGCAGUAGUUGGUUUUUUCUUCCACUUUUCGACUGUUCAUUAAAAAAAUACUUGAAAGUCAAUGGGAGUUACUAGUUGUAUAAAUGAUGUAAAUAUCGAUUGCACUGUCCUGACAUUUAUAUAGUAGGUAAGUACCUCGAGCAAGGAAAAGUAAAUGGGGUAUAUGUAUAUGUGUAAUAAUCAUGCUUUAGACAUGUAUUCAGUGAAUGUAUUUUCUAAAUGUUACUUGAAACUACUGUGAGAUUGGGUGAAUGAAUGAACAAAGCAUUUGAUUGUUGCACUGACCGACUGAAAUUCAAAUUGUAUGGAUGAAGUAUCAGUUUCUUCAAUAAUGCAAAAUACGUAUUUUAUAGAAGUUGGAAUAUUUGACAUUCAGGGACCAGGAAUUAUCACUAGCUCUAAUUUCGAAAAUGUGUUUAAAUACCAGAUAAUCAUAUGUGCCAUUACUCGCUUUUGUUUUUUACUGUAUAGAUAUAUUGACCUAGUGAAUCACUACAAUGCAUUGUCUCAUGAUUCUCCAGUAUUUGCCAAUCUAGUUUUUUGGCGUUGUCAACAGUUAUGUCAUGUGAAAUAUAGACGUGCACUAUGGGGUGAACAUCAACAAGUUUUAAAUUCACUUCAUAUUGUUUUAAAUCAGGCUAGUUGUUAA
Messenger RNA from Schistosoma intercalatum, 2245 nucleotides. NCBI's taxonomy places the organism in Eukaryota, Metazoa, Platyhelminthes, Trematoda, Strigeidida, Schistosomatidae. The record is from the annotation of a GenBank genome assembly.